Messenger RNA from Polychytrium aggregatum, 1299 nucleotides. Its product is annotated as P-loop containing nucleoside triphosphate hydrolase protein. Gene Ontology annotation, biological process: proteasome-mediated ubiquitin-dependent protein catabolic process. Gene Ontology annotation, cellular component: proteasome regulatory particle, base subcomplex. Gene Ontology annotation, molecular function: ATP hydrolysis activity; ATP binding; proteasome-activating activity. Bases 1 to 1299 code for a protein of 432 amino acids. NCBI's taxonomy places the organism in Eukaryota, Fungi, Chytridiomycota, Chytridiomycetes, Polychytriales. The record is from RefSeq and is a predicted model, not a curated record. The transcript is spliced from 9 exons.
AUGGCGACGCUUGAAGACAAGGCCAUCUGGGACCAGGCCCAGCAGGACGACAAUGAGGACCUCGGCCAGGACAUCCUCCGAGCAAGCACAGACGAGAUUGCAAACCGCAUCCGUCUGCUGGAAAACGACAUCAAAGUGAUGAAGAGCGAGCAAUCCCGGCUCGGCCACGAGCACAUUGCCAUGAAGGAGCGGAUCAAGGACAAUAAGGACAAGAUCAAGCUCAACAAGCAGCUCCCCUAUCUGGUCUCUAAUGUGGUCGAGAUUCUGGACAUGGAUCCCAACGAGGAGCCCGAAGAGGACGGCGCCAACAUUGAUCUGGAUGCUCACCGCAAGGGCAAGUGUGCGGUCAUCAAGACCUCAACACGCCAGACCAUUUUCCUGCCCAUGGUCGGCCUUGUCGACACCAACACUUUGAAGCCCGGAGAUCUCGUCGGCGUCAACAAAGACAGUUAUCUGAUCCUGGAUACCCUGCCCGCCGAAUACGACUCGCGCGUCAAAGCCAUGGAGGUCGACGAGAAGCCCACAGAGGACUAUAACGAUGUCGGUGGUCUCGACAAGCAGAUUGAGGAGCUCGUUGAAGCAAUCGUCCUUCCGAUGACACACCAGGAGCGUUUCAAGAACCUGGGCAUCAAGCCCCCGAAGGGCUGUCUCAUGUAUGGUCCUCCCGGUACUGGCAAGACACUGCUGGCUCGUGCCUGUGCUGCCCAGACAAACUCGACGUUCUUGAAGCUAGCUGGGCCCCAGUUGGUCCAGAUGUUUAUCGGCGAUGGUGCCAAGCUAGUCCGAGACGCCUUCAACCUCGCUAAAGAAAAGGCACCGGCCAUCAUCUUCAUCGAUGAGCUCGAUGCCGUCGGUACAAAGCGUUUUGACAACGAGAAGUCUGGUGACCGCGAGGUCCAGCGAACGAUGCUUGAGCUGCUGAACCAGCUGGAUGGCUUCAGCAGCAACGACCAAAUCAAGGUCAUUGCGGCCACCAACCGUAUCGAUAUCCUCGACCCGGCGCUGCUUCGAUCUGGCCGACUGGAUCGCAAAAUCGAGUUCCCGCUGCCCACUGAGGAGGCGCGCGCUCACAUCAUGCAGAUUCACUCGCGAAAGAUGACAGUCUCGCCCGACGUCAACUUUGACGAGCUGGCCCGAAGCUGUGACGAGUUUAACGGCGCACAGUGCAAGGCUGUCUGCGUCGAGGCUGGCAUGAUCGCCCUUCGACGCGGGGCGGUGGAGAUCCGACACGAAGACUUUAUGGAAGGAAUACAAGAAGUUCAGGCCAAGAAGAAGACCUCUCUGCAGUACUAUGCAUAA